Messenger RNA from Daphnia pulicaria, 745 nucleotides. Its product is annotated as thialysine N-epsilon-acetyltransferase-like. The transcript is spliced from 6 exons. Bases 184 to 684 code for a protein of 166 amino acids. The record is from RefSeq and is a predicted model, not a curated record. Gene Ontology annotation, molecular function: N-acetyltransferase activity. Lineage: Eukaryota; Metazoa; Arthropoda; Branchiopoda; Diplostraca; Daphniidae.
ACUAUGGCUGAUUAAAAAAAUUGGACUUUGUUUUCAGAAAUUUUCUUUUUAUCGUCUGCUGUAGAUUUGACGGCUACGUUUCUAGUGGGAGACUUCAGCCAAGGAGCGCAAAGACAUUCGAUCCUGGUUAUAUCAUAGGUUUACUCUGCUGUGUGUCACGGAUAACAGAUAGGCUAUACUAUAAUGGAGCGGUAUAUUAUUCGAAAAGCCAUUAAAGAAGAUUGUGAAGCAAUUCACCGACUGAUCCAGGAGUUAGCUGACUACGAAAAGAUGCCUGACGGCCCUCAGAUUGAUUCAAAAGCUCUAGAGCAAGAUGGAUUUGGGGUUCGUCCAUUUUUUGAAGCUUUUGUCGCUUCGGAGAAAGAUUCAAACCAAAUUGUUGGCUUCGCGUUAUAUUUCUUUACAUAUUCCACUUGGCAAGGGAAGUCUUUAUAUAUGGAAGAUAUUUACGUACAACCUCAACAUCGAAGAAAAGGCGUUGGUCUGUCUCUCUUUCGUUCUGUUUCCCAGGCAGCACUCACGGAAGACUGUGUACGGUUGAAUUUUUCUGUUCUUAAUUGGAACCUGCCAUCUAUCGAAUUCUACAAAUCGUUGGGGGCAUUGGAUUUAACUGAAAAAGAAGGUUGGCAUUGUUUUCGGAUGAACCGAUGCGAAAUGGAACAAUUAGCUCAACGAAAAGUGUGAUCAUUUUAACUAUUUUUAUUUGAGACUAGUUUGAGUGGAUUGGGUAUCAAUAAAAGAAAGA